Thermochaetoides thermophila DSM 1495 is the source of this 2358-nucleotide messenger RNA. RefSeq lists its product as uncharacterized. The coding region runs from base 1 to 2358 and encodes 785 amino acids. The record is from RefSeq and is a predicted model, not a curated record. The transcript has 4 exons. NCBI's taxonomy places the organism in Eukaryota, Fungi, Ascomycota, Sordariomycetes, Sordariales, Chaetomiaceae.
AUGACCGACAGCAACAGUGCCUCGAGUGGAUCAAGUUGGUUUCGACCCUUCUCUCGUGCUCGCAACAAUGUGCCGGCAGCUAGUCAACCGAAUAGCAGUGAUAGUACCGAGUCUCCUCAACUGCAGCGACACCCUUCUCCGGAGCAACCUGUCUGCCAUUCCACCAACUUUUCGCCCUCUCCCUCUCCUUCUCCGACAACAACCACGUUCUCGUCUCCUCGCCGACCACCGGUUCCUCCUAGGCCGAAAAGCACCACCAACCUUCACCAGCAGGCUCAGCAGCACGAGCUUCGUCAGUCACCGCCGAGUCGCCUUCACGUCCCUCAUCAUUCCCGCCCCUCUCUAUCCAUGUCAGCGACGUUGGGUCGUCGCCCGGCGUCAAGCAACCCCCUGAAGCAUGUUUCUAGCUUCCUGAAAAUGGAGCUCCAUGGGUUGAGAGGGAGCCAUAAAGAACGCGGCCGUGAACAAGAUGUGCUGGGAGAUGACGUCGACCGAGAAAAGGAUGACCAGAAUCAAGUUGAGGAGGAAGUUCAGGAUGAAGUUGCCAAAGAUGGAGAUGAAGAAAAGGUGAAGAAAAAAGAAAGGGGGAGAAAAGCCGAGCUGCAUCCAGCAAUGAAGAUUCUUGCACCGACGUCCACUACGUUGUCUCCUUUGAUGGACUCGAGCAAAGAGGAGAGACGAGACAGUUACGGGAGCAGGUCAGGAAAUGACUCAACCACAGGGAGAAAUGCCCAGAAGGGGAGAACUCGAGAUCCCCUCUCUGAAUGGCAUAGUCCUAAAGUUUGGGAGAUGAUGGAGACAUUGAAGAGUGUUAUGAUGACGAAAGAUGCCCGGGAUGGUUUGCCUGCCAAGUACAGCUCAUAUGUCUUGACUCUACUGGAAGGCUUUAUCUGCCUGACACAGCGUCUCCAUGAAGCCACAAACGAGCUCAGCGAGCUCAAAACGUUGCGUGACAAGGAGCUUGAGGAGUUCCGAGACUUGAGUGAGGAGUGGCUCCAACGUGAGAACGAUUACAAAGCUGAAAUCAAGCGACUUGAGCUUGUGCUGGCCAAGGAGAGCAAGGAUGGCGUUGGCUGUGUGGCUGUCUCCAGACACAACAGCAUUGUUGACCGUUCUGGUAGUAAGAGAUUCCAAGCAAGGGUGAAGAGAGCCAGAAGCCCUCAGCGUGGAGAUGGAAGGAAAGGCAUUAUGAUGGCCUGGCCAACACAGUCCAGACCUCCUUCGGCUAAUGACAAGUCUUAUGAGAUUUCAGCUACCCUUCCCAGGAUCUUGGACUCCCAGAAUGACGUCUUGAUGAGCCGCUUUAUCGAGAGACGUGAGAGAGAAGACAGGCUUCUGAACUCGCACCUUCAUCUUGGUCCUGGUACCACGUACAAUCCUCCUAUUGCGCAGGACCACCGCAGGUCAGACGUUAAACCAUUCGAACCCAAAGCUGUUCAGGGUACUGCCAUAGAUAGAAACACGCUCGCAGAACAACUUGCGACAAACAUGAAAGGCUCUGAAAGCAAUUCUUCUGGCAAGGACUAUGGCUUUGAGAUACCACAGCGCACAAAGCCGCAAAGACAGCCAAUCUUUACGAUAUCUACGUCUGAUUCAGGAAGCAGCACAGAGUCAGCAAUUGAACCCUUGUCAUCGAGUAGCGGAUCUGCCGUCGAACAGCACCAUAUCGGCAACCAGGCAAAGGAUCCGCCGCAGAUAACGAUCUUAACAUCACCCUCCGUAGAUGACACGACAAAGGAGGAACUUCGGGCUGCUAUGCAAGAGCCUUUGCCUUUUCAGCCACUUUCUGAGGAUAUAGCCCUCUCGGACCGAACUACGAGAUGCUUCUCAUUCCAGGAAGGCGAUGAUAGGGUCCUUCCUGUUUUAUCACCUCAGGCAUGGGAAUCGGAGAUUUACGAUCUAGAGAGAAUACCCCAUCGACGAGGAUAUUGGGAGUACGAUAAAACAAGCACCGUGUUCAAUAGAGCUGAGAUCGAACAACCCGGGACCGGAUUGGGUAAUGGAAUGACCGGUCACACUGUUGAGAACAGCGAUGUGAAGCCCGGAAAUGACGUUCUUUUCCCUCUUGGCCCUGAUACGGACGCUUCACCGGCGUCUCACUCUGAGUGUCUUUGUUCAUCAUCAGGGCUUGGCCCCGAUCAGCCAGUUUAUUUGCAAGGUUCUUUCUACGAUAGUUACCUUCACCGUCAGGAAUUCCCAGAACAAGCAAGAAUGAGCUCACAAGACAGGGCCCUCAUGAAUGGACAUCGUCGGCUUUCGCACUCAGAAUCUACAGGGUCUGUUGUCUGGAUUGGUGACAGCGUUUCUCAAGAGGAGCAGCAAAAGAAGAGCGAUACGAUUAAGAAGAAUGAGGCUUGA